UGAAUGAUCCCGGUCCCGUACUUACCACACAGCUGUCCUCUCAUUUUUUUCCUCCUCCCUCUCAUUUGUUACCUGUCAAACUUUUAGGUCUUGUUGGAAUUCCAGUAAAAGUCAUAGACACUUGAGGACAGCUGGAGAGGCUACCACCCGAGGAACAGCUUUGCAUGAAUCUGGCUUUCACCUGAUCGCUCUCACUGGUGUUGCUGGAUCCUCUGGACUGAGUGCUGCCUGCCUGGGCUGUGCAGCUGCCUUCCUCACAAACAGGAGCGAGUGCUGAGGACUUGUGCUCAGCGGGGGUUUAACAGGACGGGAAGCAAGCAGUCACCAUGCUGCGAGAAGCUGUAUCAAACCUUUUAAAAUUCCACAGUUAUCUCCUGUCCAGAACUGAUGCCCGAGUCAGAGACUACCCGCUCAUGCAGGGCCCCGUACAGAUGACCUCCAUCCUGUUGGCCUAUGUCUUCUUCUCACUGUACGUUGGACCUCGCCUGAUGGCGAACCGCAAGCCCUUCCGUCUCAACACGGCCAUGAUUGUCUACAACCUCAGCAUGGUUUUACUGAACGCCUACAUAGUGUAUGAGUUCAUGGCGUCUGGAUGGGCCACAACCUACACGUGGAGAUGUGAUCUUGUCGACACCUCAGACAGCCCACUGACUCUUCGGAUGAUUCGAGCGGCUUGGUUGUUUUAUUUUUCUAAAUACAUUGAACUCCUUGACACAGUAUUCUUUGUGCUGAGGAAGAAACAAAGCCAGAUCACAUUUCUCCACGUCUUCCAUCAUUCCGUCAUGCCCUGGUCGUGGUGGUGGGGCAUCACCUUGACCCCUGCUGCAGGAAUGGGCUCCUUCCACGCCAUGGUCAAUGCAACCAUCCACGUGAUCAUGUACUUCUACUACGGACUCUCUGCUGCAGGACCUCGCUUCCAGAAAUACCUGUGGUGGAAGAAGUACAUGACGGCCAUCCAGCUUAUACAGUUUGUCCUGGUGUCCAUCCACAUCAGCCAGUACUACUUCAUGGAAAAGUGCGACUACCAGGUUCCCCUUUGGAUUCACCUCAUUUGGAUGUAUGGCGUCUUCUUCUUCUUUCUCUUCUCCAACUUUUGGAUACAGGCCUACAUAAAGGGCAAGCGGCUACCUACCACAGAGAGCAACUCAAAACAGAACGGCUCAACCAGUGCACCCAUCACCGUGCUAGCAAAUGGGAAACACAUGGAGAAUGGGAAUGCGCACCACCACACCAACGGCAAAGUCCUCCUAGGCAAAGUAAAAGAAAUCUAACUUGGUGACUCUGGAAAGGAGGAGGAUGCUCUUUAGAGCUACUUAGAAUAUGUCAUUCAUCAUUCACACCUAGAAGCAUGUUGUAACGGCACGGAUUUCAAUAUGCUGCUUCUAAAUUUCAUAACUUCUAUUUAAGCUUAGAUUUUCUCAUGCACACUCGUUGGGAUAUGAAUGGCAUGUUACAUUUUGCCAGUGAGCUCUACUCUUCACACUGUGUUUGUUAGUUGUUGCGAAACUAUUAACUGUGAUGAACACUAUGAAUAUAUUUGGUGCUCAUUUGCUCACUGAUAGUAUUUGUCAACUCAGGCUUGACCCACACAAGCUUGGUCUGCACCGCCUACCAUUUAGCUGGCAUGACUUUGUUGCUUGGGAGUAUUGCACAGUUUUCACUGGCACAUAGAGAUAACGGCUACAGAAUUUCAUUGUAAAUGUAAAAUAUUUAGAUUUUGUUUCUGUUUUUAUUUAUCUUUUGAAAUAAAACACAUUUUAGAUAAAGGUCUGUGUCAUUUGGAAAGCAGUUAAGGUGUGCACUUUGUAAAAAAAAAAACAAAAAACAAACAUACCACACCUCAAUUUUUCAAUUUUAACAAUUGUGGAAAUGUUAUACUGUAUAUUACAGUAUUGAUGCAUUUUGCAUUUUUGCAAUUUUGGUAGUGACAUAUACACUGCUAUGCAUGUUCAUCCAUAUCCAGUUUUGAAACACUGUAUGACCUAUUCUCUCAGCACACUGUGCAUGAUGUUAAUAGCAAGAAAGUGCUUUCAAAGAAUUGAAUAUAAAGUUUGCUGUAGAUGGCUGUUUCUGAAUAUCACUGCAGGAUGUAUAUGUUGAUUGAUAAACCUACCAGUGUUUUUACUGUUGCUGUUGAUUACACAUGUGCACUGAUGACAGAGGAAGGAUGAUCUAGUUUUGAAGCACUGCUAGCCUUUGGAAAAAUUGGAUUUGAUAUUUGCCAGAAAAAUGAGAAUAGAUGUUUAGGUGUAUCCAGGAGCUGUUUGUAUGUAAUGCACAAUGUUCAAUAGAUUAACCUGUUUCUGACUUAAACAGAAAUAAAAACUCCAGAUGU
Chelmon rostratus (copperband butterflyfish) is the source of this 2335-nucleotide messenger RNA. RefSeq names its product elongation of very long chain fatty acids protein 1-like. Gene Ontology annotation, molecular function: fatty acid elongase activity. Gene Ontology annotation, cellular component: endoplasmic reticulum membrane; endoplasmic reticulum. Lineage: Eukaryota; Metazoa; Chordata; Actinopteri; Chaetodontiformes; Chaetodontidae. Gene Ontology annotation, biological process: fatty acid elongation, saturated fatty acid; very long-chain fatty acid biosynthetic process; fatty acid elongation, polyunsaturated fatty acid. The record is from RefSeq and is a predicted model, not a curated record. The transcript is spliced from 8 exons. Bases 327 to 1271 code for a protein of 314 amino acids.